Molecule: messenger RNA, 1235 nt
Organism: Fomitiporia mediterranea MF3/22
Lineage: Eukaryota; Fungi; Basidiomycota; Agaricomycetes; Hymenochaetales; Hymenochaetaceae
Exons: 6
Coding region: 1-1062 (353 amino acids)
Molecular function (GO): 8-oxo-dGDP phosphatase activity
Source: RefSeq, a predicted model, not a curated record
AUGUCAAAUUCUUUCAUAAACGUUAUAGAACGCUGUGAUAACUUCAAGCUCUCAAAUCAUCGGGAUGAGCUAGCUCUUUUCUGUUUCUCAGGUGAUCCAAGCUCACUGGCCUCACCCAUCGGGCUACUCUGGCCUGAAGUCGUCCAUGCACUUCUAUUGGACAACGCUACCACACGGAAUGAAGGACGAAAGCCUUCUUGGGACUUCAUAACAUCUUCAUCUAGCAGCCAAGAUCCAAAUCAACCUCACAAGGAACGUAUAACACAUGUACACUUCGCACCGCACCUCGCAGAUAAUACAUCGCGCUCCGCCGCACUCGCCGCCACAUGCAAUUACUGGCGAAAUAAUGGAAUAUUCGCAGAGGAGAUCGGUGGUCGGAAAUGGCGUAACGAAUUAUAUCCGAUAUACAAGACUCCAUUUUGUGGAUUGACUCCUGAAAAUAUUAUGUGCACAAUUGAGCGUUCUGCUGCAGCGUUGUUCGGAAUUGUAACGUAUGGUGCACACAUGACAGUAUUUCAGCGGACGAAAGAUGGAGAAAUUAUGGUUUGGGUGCCGACACGUGCAAAGACAAAGCAGACAUGGCCCGGCAUGCUGGACAACAGCGUUGCAGGCGGAAUCUCAGCCGGCAUGUCGCCCUUCGAAACAAUAGUAAAGGAGUCCAUGGAAGAGGCGAGCCUCGCAGAAGACAUUGUUCGCAAACAUGCUCGCACAGUAGGAGUAACUUCCUAUUUCUUCCAGAAAGGGAAAUGGCUCCAGCCAGAAGUUGAAUAUGUAUAUGAUCUAGAAAUUCCAUUAACAGCAACGGGAGCCGAACUCGAGAGGUUUCGUCCACUGCCUCUGGAUGGUGAAGUGGAGACCUUCGAGCUUUUGUCACUAAAGGAUAUUAUCCCUCGGAUACAUCAAGAACUCUUCAAACCAAACUGUGCUUUAGUCCUUGUCGAUUUCAUGAUCCGCCAUGGCUACAUCACACCAGAGACGGAACCCAACUAUUUAGAGAUUGUCACACGCCUACAUGGGAGGUAUGAUUAUUCUUUCUGGGCUCAAUCUGCACCACACGCUUGAAUGGGAUAAACAUGACUCAGGGAUGAGGUAUUGUUCUCACAGCCAAAUAAGAGGCAAAGGAAAUAUACAAGUUUGAAUUAAAUCUGGUGUAAUUUAUCAAGGUGACAACAAGGCAUUGAUGGGUGCAACAGGCAAGAAAUACGGGGAUGAUGUACAAGUAGUGUAUAGAGGGG